AUGAUCAUGAUGGAUAAGGUGGAGGAGGAGGCGUACACCACCCUCGGUGGCGCGCUGCUGCUCGUCUGCGGCUGGCAGGCGCUGCUGCUGCUUGACGAGUGCAACGUGCUGCAGACGCGCGGCUGCGUGCGCGGCUGGCCGCUGCUGCCCAUGGACAUCUGGGUGGUGCGCUACUACAAUCUCGAGCUGGGGUGGUACAUGCACCUCAUGCUCAAGCACAGUCUGGGCCUGGGCCUGCAGGACACGCGGUCUAUGGACCUCCACCACGUGUCCACCGUGGGCCUCAUCGUGUUCUCCUACUUCAUGAACUUCCAGACGCUGGGCCUGCUCAUCUUCACCCUCCUGAACGUCAGCAGCCCCGUCCUGCACGCCUCCAAGCUCGCCAACACCCUGGACUGGCCGCAGGCCAAGGUCGCGCUGUUCGCCGCCUUUGCCGGCGUGUUUGCGCUCACGCGUGUGCUGCUGUUCCCUUAUAUGGUGGUGCGCGCCGCCAUGAUGGAGCCGUACAAGAACGUGGUGCGCAUCACCCAGAUCCCCAUCUUCCUGGGGAUCUGGAUCAUGUUCCUGGUGCUGCUGCUGGUGCUGGCGGCCAUGCAGGCCUGGUGGUUCCUCGCCAUCGUCAAGAUCCUGAGGCAUGUGUCGGCAGGCAGUGAGAAGGGGCUGCAGGCGGAGGUGCUCAAGCGGGACUUCUCGCGGGAGGUCAGGAACGUGGCGGCAAAGACAGGGGCCGGUGCCUGA
Molecule: messenger RNA, 738 nt
Organism: Monoraphidium neglectum
Lineage: Eukaryota; Viridiplantae; Chlorophyta; Chlorophyceae; Sphaeropleales; Selenastraceae
Product: putative LAG1, ceramide synthase 5
Exons: 4
Coding region: 1-738 (245 amino acids)
Biological process (GO): ceramide biosynthetic process
Cellular component (GO): membrane; endoplasmic reticulum
Molecular function (GO): sphingosine N-acyltransferase activity
Source: RefSeq, a predicted model, not a curated record